Molecule: messenger RNA, 2416 nt
Organism: Anastrepha ludens (Mexican fruit fly)
Lineage: Eukaryota; Metazoa; Arthropoda; Insecta; Diptera; Tephritidae
Product: trehalase
Exons: 8
Coding region: 268-2112 (614 amino acids)
Biological process (GO): trehalose catabolic process
Molecular function (GO): alpha,alpha-trehalase activity
Source: RefSeq, a predicted model, not a curated record
GACAGACAGAUUGACACGAAUAACAGUAUUUCUCAAGGUCAAUUCGACAAACCGAAAUCGAAAUCAAAACUAGCGAUCUUACUUAUACAAAUACAAAACAAAAACUACAACAAAUUUUGCCAAAAGUAUUAUUUUCAUGUAAAUUUAAAUGAACAACGUUUAACCAAAGCCAAAUCAAUAGCAACGCACAUAGGUACAUACAUAUUUAUGUAUGUGCAUUUAUUAAAAUAAAAUUUUACGAAAAUUAAAUAAAAAGUAAAAAUAGUGAUGAAGUCAAUUUUAAGUUCGCGCUUCCUUCCAUUUGGGGCGUUUGUCGUUCUGAAUCUUUGCGUUCGCUCCAACAUCGCGCGCACCAUUUUCAGCACCGGCAAUGCGAUACAAAGUAAUCUGUACGAGUACAAUUAUUCAGAGCCUGUAACCUGUCAAAUCUAUUGCCAUGGACCGCUGCUGCAUACUGUACAAAUGGCACAUCUUUACAAGGACUCCAAAACUUUUGUCGACAUGAAGCUGAAGAAUCUGCCGAAUAAAACAUUGGAGGAAUUCGAUGCAUUUAUGCUUGCCAAGAAUAAUACACCUACCGAAACGGAAAUACGUGAUUUCGUUGAUACACAUUUCGAAGAGCGCGGUAAAGAAUUCGAGGCAUGGAUACCUAACGAUUGGAAGGAACAUCCGGAAUUUUUAGAUGCCAUCAACGAUCCUGAUCUCAAGCAAUGGGGCUCUGAUUUGAAUACAAUUUGGAAGAAUUUGGGCCGCAAAAUGAUUGAAGAUGUACACAAAAAUCCGGAAUACUAUUCCAUAAUACCAGUCGAUAAUCCCGUUAUCGUACCAGGUGGUCGCUUCAUUGAAUUCUACUAUUGGGACUCUUAUUGGAUCAUACGCGGUUUGCUCUAUUCGGAGAUGUACGAAACAGCACGUGGCAUGAUCGAAAACUUUUUGUCCAUUGUACUAAGAUUUGGUUUCAUACCUAACGGUGGUCGCAUAUACUAUUCACAUCGUUCACAACCGCCUCUAUUGACGGCUAUGGUUAAGGCUUAUGUCGAAUUCACCAAAGAUUACAGUUUGGCCUUGGACUCCUUGGAUGUUUUGGAACAUGAAUUUGAGUAUUGGAUGAAUAACCAUACCGUGCAAGUGAAAGGCUUUGAUGUUGCCAUUUAUCGUGAUAACUCCACCGGUCCACGACCAGAAUCCUAUCGUGAAGAUAUCGAGACUUCGCAAGCUUUUACCACCGACGAAGAGAAGGAACAACACUACUCCGAGCUAAAGGCUGGUGCAGAAUCUGGCAUGGAUUUCAGUUCUCGUUGGUUUAUCAACGAAAAUGGCACAAACGAUGGUAAUCUAACAAAUUUGAAGACACGCUCCACUGUACCGGUUGACCUAAAUGCGAUACUCUAUUGGAAUGCGCAAAUCAUUUCGGAAUUCCACGAGAAGGCAGGCAAUGCAGAAAAAAGUGCUGAAUAUAAAAUCAAGGCUGCAAAGAUUUUUGAGGCUAUCCAAGCUGUUCACUGGAACGAGGAAGCUGGUGUUUGGUUGGACUAUGAUUUGAUUAACCAGAAACCACGCAAUUACUUUGUGCCCACCAAUUUGGCACCACUCUGGACAGGUGCAUUCAAUGCUUUGAAUUCACAACAAAUUUCGGCAUCUGUUCUGAAGUACAUUGAGAAAUUGAAAUUGGACAGUUAUCCUGGAGGCGUACCGAAUACACUCGAAAAUACAGGCGAACAAUGGGACUUUCCAAAUGUUUGGCCACCAAUGCAGUACCUGCUCGUUAAGGGCUUGGAGAAUUUGGGCACCGCUGAAUCAAAGAAUCUCUCAGAAAAAUGGGCCCAGCGAUGGGUGAAAUCAAAUUUCGAGGCCUACAAACAAACACAGACAAUGUUUGAAAAGUAUGAUGCAACACGUUUCGGCGGUCAUGGUGGCGGUGGUGAAUAUGAGGUGCAAAAAGGCUUUGGUUGGAGCAAUGGUGUUAUUAUAGAGUUCCUGGCGAAAUAUGGCGGAGAGCUGUCACUUUCAAAUAGUGCGACACAAACAGUAUCGCUUAGUACAAUUUUUAGUUUAACUGUUGCGUUGGCGAUCUCGCUGUUUGGCACAUUGCUGGGCCAAUCACUGUGGUAAGAAAUAUAUGACAAACGAGAUUGCAUCUAGGACCAUGACUUGCUGCGUUACUUACACAUACACUUACAUGUUUACAUUUGCAGUACGAUAUGUGCUGCAUUCCAGCGACAUGCAUUAAUUUAUAUAUGUAGAGUUUAAACAUAUUUUAAGUUUUAUUUCAACAUGCUCUUUAUGCUAAUUAUGCUUAUAAUUUUGUUUUGUUUUUAAUAAAAUAUAUAUAUAUAUGUAUAAUGUUGGCAAUAGUUUAUUAGCAAUGCUAGAAUUUUCUUUCCAUAAAGCAAAAAUAAAACCAAGUUGUUACUCU